AACCUUAACCCUAACAACCCUAACAACCCUAACCCUAACAACCCUAACCCUAACAACCCUAACAACCCUAACCCUGUAACAAAUGUAAAUUAUAGAUACUUUUUGUAUAGAAUUUAAAGACAAAACUGAGUAAAAUUUAAAUAAACCUUUAGGAUUGAAACAUGUCCUUUAGAUUAAUAUAUUAUAUUAUUAAUAUUAUUAAAUAUUAUAAUUUUGGUUCUCAUUUUAGUUUCUGUGGAAAACUACAUAUUAAAAAUAAAGGCUUGUGUUUGGUCACUGAUUAUCUUUUAAUCCUGAUCUCAAACUUUUAGUCUCUGGAGGUGUAAAGAUAGAGAGAAAGAGGGGGGGGGGGUUCCUCACAUGAUAGUGAUUAGGGACAGAGGCAUGGGACAGUCUGAUCUAUAUGGGAUUAUAUUACACACACACACACACACACACACACACACACACACACACACACACACACACACACACACACACACACACACACACACACACACACACAGCUGCAGGACCAAAUGAGGUGAUUGGUGAGUUUCUGGAAGGGUUUCAGAGAAUUCUUCUGUAGUAAAUUUGUAAGAUUCAUCGUUUAAGAAGAGCGAGAGACAGAGAGAGAGAGCCACAGAGAGAGAGAGAGAGAGAGACAGAGAGAGAGAGAGAGAGAGAGAGCCACAGAGAGAGAGAGAGAGAGAGAGAGCCACAGAGAGAGAGAGACAGAGAGAGAGAGAUAGAGCGAGAGAGAGAGAGAGAUAGAUAGAUAGAUAGAUCUGUUACUCAGAGAAUCUACCACAAGUUGAAGAGAACAAGUGUGUGAUGGACAGGUCAGCAGUGUGGGCGGAGCCUCUGCACAGGUGCAUGCUGGUCCUGACCUGUACGCUCCUGCUGUGUGAGGUCAUCGCUGGACAUCUGUGUAACUCGCUCAUGAACACAGUGGACAGCUUCCACACCCUCUACAUCCUCAUUGACAUGAUCACCUCCCAGCGAGGUUCUGAGGAGAACCCUGGUGUCUCCACACAACCUAGGACAACAGAAUCGGGGGAGGAGUCGUGUCCCAACCUCUGUGCUGAGGAGAGCCACACAUCUCCUCUGUCUGAUGGAUCUCAGUAUGCUAGGAUCCGCCUGCAGCCAGUCGGAGGUCUGAUCUCAGCUCUGAUGCUCUCUUCACUCUGUGUGUCUUUCAGCUUUCAUAUCUUCAGCCACACUCUGCAGCCUCAGCCCAUACAGCACCCUCUACUGGCCACGGCUGUGGGUGCAUGCAGUCUGCUGUUUAAUCUUCUGCUGCUGGUGUGGAGAAGAGCCAGACGGACAGAUGCAGGAGAUAAAGAUCUCCGAAAAGGUGGGACAGAAGCUCCUUUAACUCCAGCGGGUUCUCCUCAGGGUAGAGUGCUGAUGUUCUGUAACCCCGGAGUGCCCAGUGUUCUCCAUCCAGACUCUCAGGACCAGACCUUUCCUCCUCACAACAUCUCCGUUUCCCAUGAUGCAGCAGGUGACAUCAGUGAGUGCAUCAGGAACAUCAUCACAGUGUUCCACAGCCUCCUGGGUUCUGCUCUCAUUCUUCUGAACGGAUUACUUCACCUUCUCAGCGUGAGGUUCCAGGAGAGCUGGGGUGUGACUGUGUACCUGGACCCAGGGUUCUCCAUGCUCACCACCCUGGUUCUGAUAGCAGUGGUGGUUCCUGAGCUCCGACGUCACGUCUUCCUCCUGCUGCAGGCAUGUCCAGCAGGCCUGAGCACGGAGGAGCUGGCGGUGGAGAUCGGAGGUGUCCCUGGUGUCUUAGCCGUGCACGAGCUCCACGUCUGGCAGCUCACUGAGACAUGCAUCGUGGCAUCGGUGCAUGUUUACUGGCCAUCAAGUCUGAGUGCACUCGAAUGUUCUCAACUCCUGAGGAGCAUCACAGAGGUGCUGAGGAGGUUCGGGGUGAAGCGCUGCACCAUACAGCCUGAGUUUCUGACCUUUGACCCAGAGGACGCUGCGUUGCGGCCAGACUGUGCACUGCACUGUGGGAAAGCGUGUGUGAGGAAGAUGUGCUGUUUACCUCCAGAGGAACGUUUCAGCUCCACAUCUGUCCACGUGACCCACAGUUAGAAGCAGGAGGUCAUCAGGACACACACUUAUAACACUGAUGUGAAAUAUUCCUGCUCUGUCACUCACAGAUCUCUGCUCAUGUUUGUCAGAAAAUAUUCUCCAUUAAACAGGAAUCAAAGUUUU
Messenger RNA from Tachysurus fulvidraco (yellow catfish), 2208 nucleotides. RefSeq names its product zinc transporter 10. The record is from RefSeq and is a predicted model, not a curated record. Bases 814 to 2085 code for a protein of 423 amino acids. The transcript is spliced from 3 exons. Gene Ontology annotation, molecular function: calcium channel inhibitor activity; zinc ion transmembrane transporter activity. Gene Ontology annotation, cellular component: membrane; endoplasmic reticulum; Golgi apparatus. Lineage: Eukaryota; Metazoa; Chordata; Actinopteri; Siluriformes; Bagridae. Gene Ontology annotation, biological process: intracellular zinc ion homeostasis; zinc ion transmembrane transport; detoxification of zinc ion.